AUGGUCCGAGCGGUAGGUGUCCGAGCAGGUCAAACGAGGGUCCGAGAAGGUCAGCCGAGGGUCGAGUCAGGUCAGCCGGGGGUCCGAGCAAGGUCAGGGUCGAGAAGGUCAGCCGGGGGCCGAGCAGGUCGGGUCCGAGCAGGGUCGGGGUCCGAGCAGGUCAGGGUCCGCACAGGUCAGGAGUCCGAAACAGUCAGGCUCGUCGCAGGGGGGGCCCCGGGGUGCCGCGGUAUGAACCGGGGCGGCGGGGAAACAAGUUCGGCGACCGGCCGGUGGUGGCCGUUACAGGGCCCACGCAGGCCGGGCAGGCGAGGGGUCCGAGCCAGGUCAGAGCCACGCGAGGGUCCGGGCAGGUCGAGUGUCCGAGCAGGUCAAGAGGUCCGAGAAGGUCAGCGCGAGGGUCCGAGCAGGUCAGCCGGGGGUCCGAGCAGGUCAGGGUCCGAGGCAGGUCAGCCGGGGGUCCGAGCAGGUCAGGGUGCCGAAGCAGGUCGGGGUACGAGCAGGUCAGGCGGUCCGCAACAGGUCAGGAGUCCGAACAGGUCAGGCUCGUCGCAGAGCGGGGCCCGCGGGGUGCCGCGGUAUGAACCGGCGGGGGCGGCGGGGAACAAGUUCGGCGACCGGCCGGGCUGGUGGCCGUACAGGGCCCACGCAGGCCGGGCAGGCGAGGGUCCCAGUAGGCAGGGUCGACAGGCAGCGAGUGUCCGAGCAGGUCAAACGAGGGUCCGAGAAGGUCAGCCGAGGGUCCGAGCAGGUCAGCCGGGGGUCCGAGCAGGUUUCAGCGUCCGAAAGACAGGUCAGCCGGGGGUCCGACUGCAGGUCAGGGUCCGGCAGGUCGGGGUCCGAGCAGGUCAGGGGUUCGCACAGGUCAGGAGUCGAACAGGUCAGGCUCGUCGCAGGCGGGCCGCGGGGUGA
Messenger RNA from Vigna umbellata (rice bean), 912 nucleotides. The record is from RefSeq and is a predicted model, not a curated record. Lineage: Eukaryota; Viridiplantae; Streptophyta; Magnoliopsida; Fabales; Fabaceae.